Parastagonospora nodorum SN15 is the source of this 2133-nucleotide messenger RNA. RefSeq lists its product as hypothetical. Bases 1 to 2133 code for a protein of 710 amino acids. Gene Ontology annotation, molecular function: transmembrane transporter activity. The record is from RefSeq and is a predicted model, not a curated record. Lineage: Eukaryota; Fungi; Ascomycota; Dothideomycetes; Pleosporales; Phaeosphaeriaceae. Gene Ontology annotation, biological process: transmembrane transport. The transcript is spliced from 3 exons.
AUGCAGGAAGAAGACUACGAGAUUCUUCGCAAUCGCGCCGACGCCAACCCAUCUGAAUACACGCAAUGGGACCCGAAUCGCCAGUUUCGCAGCCAAUAUGCAGAGUUGCACAAGGACGAUGCCAACUAUGAGGAGCGCACGCGCAUAGCAAAAGAGAGGGAGCAGGAGCAACAACAGCCUGGGAAAGCCGCAUCGCCUCUACCACAAUUAGAGUUGGAGGAAGUUGCGACCCCGCUCUCGCGACACAGUAGCGCAUCCUCGUCCUCCAGCUCGUCUUCAGCUUCAACGCAAGAUGGCGCGCGCCUCGAAGAAAUUCGAACUGCGCAUUCGACUGGGCGCGACCGCGCGGCCACGGUCACCUCACAAGCCUCGAGCGGCAACAUCCUUCACCUCCACCCCACCGAGCGCCACCCAGAAGCCAUCCGCCGUAUCGAGACACACCGCAGCCAACAUGCUGGCACCGUCGGAGCAGCGCAGACGCCCUCGCGUCUCACACAGACUCUGUCGCGUCGCCGUACUGAAAGGGCACUGCCGGGCCUGGGAGCCGGCAAGCCCUUCCCGCCGCUGCUGCCCGAUCGUGAGGAAUACGUGGUCGAGUUUGAGGGCGUCGACGACCCGUUGCAUGCGCAGAACUGGCCCAUGAAGAAGAAGCUGGUCAUUGGUGCGAUUCUGGCCUUCGAUGCUCUUGCCGCUACCAUGGGCUCGAGUAUCUUCUCAGCUGCCAUUGGGCCAGUAUCAAGGGAGUUUGGUGUCAUCAACGAAGUCGGCACGCUUGGCACGAGUCUGUUCGUGUUUGGAUAUGCUUUCGGACCAUUGAUCUGGGCACCUUGGAGCGAAUUGUACGGCCGCAAACCUCCCAUCAUCAUCGCCGCCUUUGGCUUCUCUAUUUUCAGCAUCGCCGUUGCCGUGGGCAAAGACCUCCAAACCAUCCUCAUCUGCCGCUUCUUCGCCGGUCUCUUCGGCUCCAGUCCGCUCGCUAUCGUCGCCGCCGUCUUCGCUGACAUGUUCGACAACAAGCUGCGCGGUAUGGCUGUCGCUGUUUUCUCGGCAACCGUUUUCAUGGGCCCUCUGCUCGCCCCUUUCAUCGGCGGCUUUAUCACAUCAAGCAGCCUCGGCUGGCGCUGGACUGAGUACAUCAGCAGUUUCAUGGGCUUCAUGGCAUUGGCGCUGCUUCUGCUAUUUAUGGAGGAGACCUACCCACCUGUCGUACUCAUCAACAAGGCCGCCGAGCUCAGGAGAAGAACAAAAAACUGGGGCAUUCAUGCUAAGCAGGAGGAAAUCGAAGUCGACUUCAAGGAGCUGAUUGUGCGCAACAUCAGUCGUCCGAUGCGCAUUUUGUUCACCGAGCCCAUCGUGCUGCUCAUCACGUUGUACAUGAGCUUCAUUUCUAAUGAAACAUCAGACGGCCUACUUUACCUAUUCCUGACUGCGUACGCACUGGUUUUUCAAGGCGUAUACGGCUGGAGCCCAGGCGUGGCCGGACUCGCAUAUUUCGGUAUGGUUGUCGGAGAAAUCAUCGCCUUCAUCAUCAUCAUCACGACCAAUUCGCGCUACGUCAAGAAGCUGGAAGCAAACAACAAUAUCCCGGUACCUGAAUGGCGUCUCCCCAUAAGUAUGGUCGGUGGAGUCCUGUUCACUGGUGGACUCUUCUGGUUCGGUUGGAGUGGAUACUCGGGAAACGUGCAUUGGAUCGUGCCUGUUCUCUCUGGAUUGCUCACCGGCUUUGGCAUCUUUUCCAUCUUCUUAUCGUUGCUCAACUACUUAGUGGACGCAUAUCUCAUGUUUGCCGCAUCCGCCAUCGCUGCAAACACGUUCAUGAGAUCCAUCUUUGGAGGCAUAUUUCCACUCUUCGCGACAUACAUGUUCAACGGCAUGGGUAUCCAAUGGGCAUCUACUCUACUCGGCUGCGUUGCGCUUGUAUUGGUACCUAUGCCAGUAGUUUUCUACGUAUUUGGCAAGAGGAUUCGAGCGAAGAGCAAGUUCGCGCCUGCACCGGACAUUGAGCAGGAUAAGAGAAGGGACGAGGAGAGUCGGUACACUCAAGAAGAGGCAGCCGAGACGCGCAGUGGAAGUACGACUGAGGGCGAAGAGGCCGCGAGAGAAAUCCAGAAGGAGAAGAGCAAGGAGCAGUGA